[Candida] anglica is the source of this 503-nucleotide messenger RNA. The record is from the annotation of a GenBank genome assembly. Lineage: Eukaryota; Fungi; Ascomycota; Pichiomycetes; Serinales; Debaryomycetaceae.
AUUAAACCCAAUUUCAAAACAGUAGAUAUAAUGGGUUGGUUUUCAUCUACUACGAAGCCUGUCGUGGCUCAACCACAACUGUUGCAAAUCGAACAACGCUCGCACAACAGCUUGAACAUCACACCAGGCUCAGACAUUUCCACUACUUUGAGCCAAAUUGCUGAUGAUCCGAGCGAUAUUAGAAUUAAACAGAUCUCUGGUCGUGAUGAAAUCAACCGGUCUGUCAAUGAAUUUGUCAGAGAACGCCCUAGUAACCUCUAUGUGAUCGACGGUGACCGCGAACAACAAGAAAGUAUCAUUUGUACGAGCAAUGCCUCAGGAGGCAAAACUUGCUUAAAACUUGGAUAUAACUCAAUUGAACUUUUUAAACAAAUGCAAAAACUCGAAUACUUUUGUUCUCUUCCAGAUGAUAUUAAUGCUACAUACUUUGAAUGCAGAAAAAUCCAAUAGUCCUGCCACGUGCUUCUUUACAUAUAUGAAAAUCUAACAUGCCUACUAGUAAC